Physcomitrium patens is the source of this 5172-nucleotide messenger RNA. RefSeq names its product DDT domain-containing protein PTM. The record is from RefSeq and is a predicted model, not a curated record. Lineage: Eukaryota; Viridiplantae; Streptophyta; Bryopsida; Funariales; Funariaceae.
AGGAAUUUGAAUUAGCGGAGGAGGAGGGUGGGGGAGUAGGACUGGGCCUGGCCUCGUGCGCUGCUCCCUCUUCCUCCUCCCAUUGUUUGUGCCAUUCUGCACAAUCCUCGCUUUCUCUCCUCUUCCCUCCUUCCUCUCUUUCCCUCUCUUCCUCGGGUGUCUUGUAUUGUUUUGGCCAUUGCCGUGUGGGAUUGUGUCUUCUUCUGUGCUGGGAGUUGUGUUGGUGAGUAGUGGAGGGUGGUGUGCAACAGAGACUCGGAGUGGAGGAAGAGGAAAAGGAAGAAGAAGAGGAAGAAAGACCGAGUGGGUUAGAGAGAGUAUUAUUAUGUACAAGCACCGUGCUUACUUACCGCGUGGGGUUCACUCGUCGUCGUCCUUCGCAAACCCAGCCAGCCCUCACACGUCUGUCUGCCCCGCUUCUUCUUAGUCUGCUGUGUCUCUUCCCGCUCUCUCACCUUUCUAGGGUUUCAUUACGCCUUUGCUCUGGGAUCCGGGCACGGGACGAGACAGGAGGAGACGGGACGGGAGGAGAGGAGAGGAGAGGAGACUCGAGGGGGAGUUUUGACGGGGGCGUUGUGCGGCGAGGGCGGUGCGGUGGAGCUUGUAGUCGUGUCGGGGAGCUCAAGUUUUGAGACCGCAAUUGCGCGGGUUCGGGUGUGGAUGAGUGAUGGUGGGAGCUUAAGGGAUGCGGUUCGUGGUGGUUUCCCGCGAGCGCGUGCGGUCGCUUGUAAGGGACCACUUGAGCAUUUAUCGGAGGGGGGAGAUUCUUUUGGUGGAGAUAUAUUCGGUGUUUUCAGCGGGAGAAAUGUUGGUCUGGAUGGUGGAGGUAGUUUGGGUGAGACUGGGGCGUUGAGGCUGAUAGCAUAUGCAGUUGAUCUUGAGGAUCAGGUGGAAGGGGGCACACAGUGCAGCGGCGAGCCAAAUCAUGAGUUUGAAAGGAGAGGAAAACGAAUAAGGAAGGGUUUCGAGUUAGAUGCGGAGAAGGGACUUGGUCUUGAAGUUUCUUUUCUUAAUCUGCUUGGAAGGUUUGAGGCGGACCGUGAUCGACGUUUUGGGUUUGCUCGAAAGUAGUGGAUGCAAUAUUGCUGGCGGUUACGCCCCGAUCUCUGGGAGGUCCUUGCGUUUAAAUAUGACCUCACAUUUUCACAGCUGCUGUCCUACAUUAUCGUCGUUGGCACGUUAUUCUUGCUGGAAAAAGAUUCAGAUAAAGAGAAUGCCUGGGCUCAUUGUAUGACAAUGUAAAUAUAAAUCAGUUCAAGUUUUCAUGGAUUUCAGCAUCAUCGUAGAAGAUUGAAUACCGCUACGUAACUGGUAUGACUAAAUGUCUCUGUCACUGACUACCCUAUAGAAGCUUAAACAUCCUUCCUUGUUUUCCAUCAGUCUUCUCUAAUGUACUGGUGGUUUGAAGUUUAAAAUCAUAGAGGAUGAGUACCCCAUUGGAUGCCUCUCUGGAAACUCCCACACGCAGGUAUCCAAAGCGAUUGAAAGCUGGCAGUCCACUGCCUCCUCCACAACCGCCUCCAGUGAAGAGUGAAAAAAGGAAAAGAAGAGUUUCUAAACCUCUGGAACCGACACUGGAAUCGGAACCUGUGCUGAAACUUGAGCCAGAACUUGAAGCACUGAAACUUGAGCCGAAACUAGAACCUAUACUGGAACCGAAACUCGAGCCGAAACCUGAAUUUGUACCCAGUUCGCCGCAGCCUCCUGCGGUCCAAAGUAACGGUGCUGAACUAUGCUCAUUACCGAGCGCAGACUCUUGUGAAAGAACCGACCCCCUCGCAGCCGGCUGCUUAGUGUCAGAGUUGCCUCAAUCGUCUUCUACUCUGAAAGAUGUGCCUGCUGCAUCUCUUGCCGACCUGUUUUCUGUUUACAGCUAUCUUAGGAGCUUCAGCCGUUUGCUGUUUUUGAGUCCAUUCUCCCUGGAAAAAUUUGUGACUGCGCUAUGUGCCGGACGUGGAGAUGGGCUUUUGGACAGUGUGCAUCUCAGUCUACUGGAAGCUGUAAAGCGGCAUAAUUUGUCGACGGAGUCAUCUUCAUUUUUCGGGGAUCUUAAUUGGGACCUUUUAGAUUUGAUUACCUGGCCAGUUUACUUAUGUUCGUUUUUAAGAACGCAAGGGUACAGCAAACUCCGGAAGCAUAGCCUUGUGAAGGCUGGUUUAGGAAGAGGUGAGUACCAGAAACAAGUUCCAGUGGCUGAGAAAUUGGCUAUCUUAAGCUUCCUAUGUGAUCAUGCAAUACAGAAUGAAGAGAGUCGGAAAGAAGUUAGCGUGCGACUUAUGGCUGCUCAUCAAGCUCUUAUUGAGCACUCAAAUCAAAGAUCUGGAGAGGGAGAUUCUGAUUGGAGACCUCAGGAUGCACGACAUGAUAGCAGGGGCCAAGAAACACCGCUUCUCAGGAAGGUUAGCGAUAAACUGCUGAAAGACACAGAGAGAGGUGAAUGGAGCAAGGAGGUGCAGCGUGCUGCGACAGCCCUUGGAGGAGACGGUAACAGUAAUGAUUGCAUGCUAUGUGGCAUGGACGGUGUCUUGCUUUGUUGUGAUGCCUGCCCAGCUGCCUAUCAUUCACGAUGUGUUGGUGUUACCAAGGGGAAGCUUGGGUCGGGGGAUUGGUUUUGUCCAGAAUGUCGCUUUCCCUGUACAGGGAUACCAUACGCGAAGCGUUUGCAAGGAGGGGUGCUUUUGGGUAUUGGCCCAAAGGAGCGUCUCUUCCUCUCAACAUGUGACCACCUCUUGGUGACUGAGGUAGGUGAGAAAGAAACGAGGUAUUGGUAUUAUGGGAUUGCGGAGUUGUCUUCAGUAUUGAAGUUCUUGCAAACUUCUGGUCAUGGAUACUUCGAAUUGCAACACAGCAUUCGACGGCAUUGGGGAAUAGACUGCAUUGCUAAUCCAGAAAUCGGCUCUGUGGAGGACCUAAAGGGCUCAAAUGAGAAGUUUUUCUGCAGCCCUCUAAGGGCUCCCUUACCCAGAUCCAGCGCAAAGAAAAGGAAAUCAGAGAACAAUGUUGGAAACGAUGAUCUGGUGCUGCUGGAUUCUGCCUCGAAUCAGACUCCCAAAUCUGAAGGAAAAUCCAGGACAUCUAAAACGCUGGUGAACCCUGGCCCGUAUGUGAAUCACUAUGCUCACGGUGAUGCUGUUGCGACAGCAGCUGACACUUUAGCAGCCUGGCAGGGUGGGGGUGACCCGGCUUGGGUUCCUGGUACCCGUGCUCGAGGGACAGACGCAAACGAGCAAGUGAAAGCAUUUACCCUCACGCUAUCAGCAUUUACAUGGCCAAGUACUAGGAAACCUUUCAGUGAGAAGUGUGGAUGGUGCGGACUGUGCUCUUCCAAUUCUCGAGGUUGUCUGUUGGUUCAAACACAGCUACAGGUCAGCCGCUACGUGGAUGAUCUUAAACCAUUAAAGAUUUCGAAGGGACCGCGUCAUUUGGGAACUGUGGCUGCGUAUGUGUUGCAUUUGGAAGAAACUCUUCAUCCACUUUUAGAAGGCUGGCCGUGGGACUCUCCGUUGCAGCGCCAGCGUUGGCGGUCACGCGUGGAGAAAAGUCCAUCUGUCUCUGUCAUUCGAAAGGCGCUUUUGCAGUUGGAGGCUGCUUUGCGACCAAUUGCUAUCUCAACAGACUGGGUUAAGCACCCAGACAUUGCUCCAUUGCUGUGGCCAGCUUGCAUGGUUAAGAGACAAUCUCUCCCCUGGUCACAUCAUAGUGAGGUUCCUCCAACUAGACAAUGUGGUGCUCAAUGGUGGCGAGGUGGCAAAGUAGCUCGUUUAAUAUGUGGCUGGGAAGCUCUUCCACGAGAAAACUUAAAGCAAGCUGCUCGUAAAGGGGGUGUGAUCGCUAUCUCUGGUCUCUUGUAUAAUGACACAAAUGCUAUCCCACAAAGGACAAAGCAAACUGCUUGGCGAUCACGCGUGGAGACGGCGUCAAGUAUUGCCGAGAUUGGACUGCAGGUGCGGUACUUCGAUUUGCAACUGAAGUGGAAAGAGCUUAUGGCAGAUCCUGGUGAUAUCGACACUCCGUUCAUACAUGAAAAAUGUAAGGAAGAUUGCGUCACGAAGUACUUGGUUGACAUGACAAACGAAGAGAUUGAAGCUGAAAAGCUUAACAAGGAUAAUCAGACUUCAAAGAUGCAGAUUGAUUCAGAAGGAGAGAAGCAGAUAUGGAAGCCUGAGCAGCAGGUGCCUCUUUGUCAAAUUAAAUUGUAUGAGAAGUUUUUUGGGGAGAAGUUUCGGAAACCCACCCCUGGAAAGAAAAAGAAGGUUGCAAACAAAGAGAAAGCAUUAGGUCCAUUAGAAAGGCGGACACUAAAUGCUGUUUUGGAUAAGCUCCUUGAAAAAAUCAAGUUGGAGGAUAGGAAACUCGAACUUGAAGCUAAGAAGCUACAAACUAGCAAAUCUCCUUCUAGAAGAGCUGCGGAGAAGAGAACAGAAGCUUCCGCAGUCAGGCCACAAUGCCAACGUUGCGCAGUUGUUUGUGAUAAAGCAGACCUCUCCUCUGUGGACGGUAUGCUGGUGUGUGGACAAUGUUUGCAACAGAGCAAUGGAAAGCGACUUCGAAAGCCGUCUGCCAAGGUCCUAGCUAUGUUAUCCAACGACGAGAGUGUGAAGGACGAAAUCAGCCCAACCAAGGAUGAAAUUGGUAAGAUGUUCACCAAGGAGGAGUCUCCUCCCUUGAAGCUGGAAUGGAGUGGCACUUCACUCAGGAAAUCUGGGCGCAAGAGGAAAAGAGUCAAUCCAACGUUCGCGUGGAGUGAUCCACAUGAUGGCUUAGAUGAUAGCUCUAUCAAGACUGAAACUGGCAAGAAGCUAGCAUGUCUUGACGCAGCAAGCUGCCGCUGACUGUUGUCAUUUUAAAUUCUGUUCUCUUGCAAGAAAACAGUAUGGGCAAUGGCGUGCCACUAAUAUGCUGCUGUUGCUUAUGUGCAUUAGCCUCAAGUUCGUACAAAGUCAGCAUUCUUUGACAAUUGAUUGAACUCAGGAUGAUAAAGAGACUUCGUUAUUUGAAGUUUUUUGAGUUCUCUGAGUGUUAGUUUUCGUUUUUGAGUUGGUUGAUUCCCGCACUCUAUUGUUUGGUUAUCGCGAGUUGUUUCUGAAGCUUAUGCUACAAUCAACUCCAUUGUCACAGUAUUUUGACGUCUUUGAUGAUGUCCGAUGUCACAACCAUGAUUCACUCGUUGAA